This is a messenger RNA of Lathyrus oleraceus (garden pea), 1745 nucleotides long. Its product is annotated as terpene synthase 10. Lineage: Eukaryota; Viridiplantae; Streptophyta; Magnoliopsida; Fabales; Fabaceae. The coding region runs from base 1 to 1635 and encodes 544 amino acids. The record is from RefSeq and is a predicted model, not a curated record. Gene Ontology annotation, molecular function: terpene synthase activity; magnesium ion binding. The transcript has 8 exons. Gene Ontology annotation, biological process: diterpenoid biosynthetic process.
AUGGCCUUGCCCAUAUUUUCAUCUCCUUCAUACCAGCCUUCAAUCUGGACAAAUGAUUAUAUACAAUCAUUAAAUAGUGAAUAUAAGGAAGAAAGUUAUGCAGAGAAAUGUGGAGUGUUAAGGGAAGAAGUGAGAAUGAUGUUCAACAAAAUAGAAAAUGAGGUUGAUCAAUUGGAGUUUAUUGAUGUAAUCCAAAGACUUGGAGUGGCUUACCCUUUCAAUAAUGAAAUAAGGAACAUAUUGGACAUUAUUUACAACAAUCAAACAUCAAAGUUGGAGAAGAAUUUACAUGCCGUAGCACUCAAGUUUAGACUCUUGAGACAACAUCAUUAUGACAUAUCUACAGAUGUUUUUGAUUGCUUUCAAGAUGAAAUUUGUGGUUUUAAGAAAAACCAAAUACUUGAUGUUGAGGGAAUGUUGUCAAUGUAUGAAGCCUCAUUUCAUUCAUUUGAAGACGAGAUUAUAUUAGACAAAGCAAGAGAUUUCACAUCAAAGUUUCUCAAAGAUUUUUUGAAUCAAAAUGGAGAUAGUCAUUUGUCACUUCAAAUAAGUCAUGCUUUGGAGCUUCCGCUACAUUGGAGAGUUCCUCGAUGGGAGGCUCGUUGUUUUAUCAAUAUAUACGAAAAACAACAAAAUAAGAAUAAUGUUUUGCUUCACUUUGCUAAAUUGGAUUUCAACAUUCUUCAAAGCAUCUAUCAAGAAGAACUUAAGUAUACGUCGAGAUGGUGGAAAGGAACUGAAAUUGAAGAAAAGCUGAAAUUUGUUAGGGAUAGGCUUGUUGAGAACUUUGUUUGGAACGUGGGAAUGAGUUUCAAUGCAGAAUUUGAAUAUUUUCGAAAAGUUCUAACAAAGGUUAAUACUUUAAUUACCAUAAUUGAUGAUGUUUAUGAUGUUUAUGGAACCUUGGAAGAACUAGAGCUCUUCACAGAAGCAGUUGACAGAUGGGAUCUAAAUGCCAUAGAUUCUCUACCAGACUACAUGCAAAUAUGCUAUCAUACUCUCUAUGACUUUGUCAAAGAAGUUGAAGUUGAAAUAUUGAACAAAACUGGGCACUCUAUCGCUCCAUACCUCAAAAAAGAAUGGACAGGUCUAUGUAAAUCAUACUUAAUUGAAGCAAAGUGGUAUCAUAGUGGAUAUACUCCAACCUUUGAGGAAUACAUAGAGAAUGCAUGGAUAUCUAUAAGUGCACCUCUUAUGCUUGUUCAUGGUUACUUUGUGAUACCAAAUGCAUUCAAAAUGGAAGACUUGUAUCAUUUAGAAGAAAACUCGGAAAUAAUUCGAUAUUCAUCAAUGAUUUUACGCCUUGCUAAUGACCUUGGAACAUCUAAACGUGAAAAUGUGACAGGUGAUAUUCCAAAAUCAAUUCAAUCUUAUGUGAUCGAAACGGGCGCUUCUGAAGCAGAGGCUCGCGAGCAUAUAAAGUCCAUAAUGGAUACAAUUUGGAAGAAAAUGAAUAAAGAAGCUUGUAAUUCAGUUUUUUCUAAAAGUUUCAUAGAUAUUUCGAUAAAUCUGGGUAGAAUGGCAUUAUUCAUGUACCAGCAUGGAGAUGGUCAUACCAUUCAAGAUCCAGAACAUCAGAAUCGUAUUCAAUCAUUAAUUUGGCAGCCUAUUCCUAUAAUAUCUAAGCAAUAUUAAUGGUUAAACAAUAGUUUUGAUGUGCUUUUAGCCAUCACAAUAGCUAUCUGUUUGUAAAUUUUAUAUGUAAUAUGUUUUAAAAUCAAUAAAUGAAUAAAUUACAACUUCUA